Messenger RNA from Beta vulgaris subsp. vulgaris (sugar beet), 2473 nucleotides. RefSeq names its product putative pentatricopeptide repeat-containing protein At1g12700, mitochondrial. Gene Ontology annotation, molecular function: protein binding. Lineage: Eukaryota; Viridiplantae; Streptophyta; Magnoliopsida; Caryophyllales; Amaranthaceae. The record is from RefSeq and is a predicted model, not a curated record.
GUCCAGACUCCACUCUCAUUCUUCAGUGUUGCUACAACACAAAGUCACAAAGCCCGCUAUCUUUUCACAGCAACUUUGAACUUUUGUCCCAUUAAACAAAAACCGACCCAAACCCUCCUCGACCAAGCAUUGUUUGGAAAUUGGAAGUCAAGAAUUUCACUGUAGCAGAAAUAGAUAGUACCAAGUUUCUUCUUCAAUGAAGAUGUUGUAGAUUCAUCACUUGUAUUUUGCAUUCUGUUUUGCACUUUCAUGAAUGCCACAGCUUUAUAGCCUAAACUUAAAGUAUCUGCAGUUGCUGAGAAGAUGACAAUGAGGCUGAGGCGUCAAUUAGUUGGUACUAGCUUUUUUUCUUGUUGUCUCUCUUCUUCUUCUUUUCCCCUUUCCCCUUUCUUUUAUGCUUUUCAUUUUCAAUUUCAUUCACGCAAUUAUUACUCCAUUGCAACUCAUGAACAUCGUCAGUUGUUUCUUCAAUCAGUUAAAGAACACUGCAAAUUAGGGUUUUCAAAUCUCAAUUUCCCCCUUUCUCUCUUUCAUCAAAUGACUUCAUUGCACCCUCUUCCUUCUGUUAUCGACUUCAAUCAGCUCUUCACUGCCAUUUCCAAAUUGAAGCGCCUUCAACCUCACUCCACCAUUAUCUCUCUCAUCAGAGACCUUGAGUUCUCUGGCAUUCGACCCGAUAGGCAUUCUAUUGGUAUUCUUGCCAACUGUUACUGCCAUUUGGGCCGUGUUGAUUUCGGCUUCUCUCUUCUCGCCAAAAGACUUAAGCUUGGUUACCCCUUUGAUGGUGAUUGUGUUAUCUUUACUACUUUAAUCAAUGGCUUUAUCCACUGUGAUAAGCUUCCUCAAGCUCUUCAAUUGCUCGAUCAAAUUGUUAAGCUAGGUUUCCAACCCGAUAUUGUUACCUAUGGUGCUAUUUUCAAAGGUCUUUGUCGGAUUGGUGACAAUGCUUCUGCCCUCCACUUGCUUAGGAAAAUGCAAUCGGGAACUUGUGAGCCUAAUCUUAUCAUAUAUAGCACCAUUAUUGAUAGUCUCUGUAAGGAUAGGCUGUUGAAAGAGGCCCUCAACCUGUUCACCGCCAUGAAAAGUGAGGGCAUUAUACCCGACGUUGUCACUUAUAACUCCUUGAUUAGAGGUCUCUACAACUCCGGCUCCAAGGUCGAGGCUAAAGAUACGCUAGCUCAGAUGUUGGAGUGUAACAUAACACCAAGUGUUAUCACCUUCAGCAUGCUUGUUGACAUGUUUUGCAAAGAUGGGAAUGUUGAUGAAGCACAAGCUAUUCUAGACUACAUGAUUGAGAGAGGUGACAUUCCAAAUGUCAUAACUUACAAUGCUUUACUCGAUGGUUAUUGUUUGCGUGGUCAGAUGGAGGAUGCGGAAAAACUACUUGAUUUGAUGGCCAAGAAUGGUUGUGAGCCUGAUAUUGUAAGUUUUAGCACUAUCAUUAAUGGAUAUUGCAAGGCUAGAAACAUGGACAAGGCCCUCAACUUGUUCCAAGAAAUACUUCAGAAAGGGAUGACACCUAAUGUUGUUACCUAUACCACUCUUAUUGAUGGACUAUGCAAAGCCAAUAGACUCCCACUUGCGCGUGAAUUGUUCAAGGAUAUGCAAGGUCAUGGAAUUACUCCUGAUGUUGUCACAUAUGCUUCAUUGCUUCAUAGCUUAUGCAAAAAUGCUUUACUUGAUGAGGCAGUGACAUUACUUGAAGAAAUGGAGAAUGGUGUUAAGCCUACUGUUGUCAUAUACGGUAUCCUAAUGGACAGCUUGUGUGAGGCUGGGAAACUUGAAGAUGCUGCAAAAUUCUUCUUGGAUCUUGUAUUGAAAAGGCUGGAACCUGAUGCUAAAAUAUACACAAUUAUGAUAAAAGGCUUGUGCAAGAAAGGCCUCAUGGAUGAAGCUAAUCAACUGUUGAGGAAAAUGGAGGAUGAUGGUUGCUCCCCUAAUGAAUUUACAUAUAAUACAAUCAUUAGAGGAUAUACUCAAAAAGACUUAUCAAAUGCAUCGUAUUAUUGUGAUCUUAUGGUUAGCAAGGGAUUCAAAGGUGCUGACACUUUCUCAUUACUUAUUCACCUUUUGUCUUCAAAUAACUUAAGUGACUCAUCAAAGGACCAAGUGCGGAAGUUCAUCAAUCGAAUAGAUGCUAAGUUGUAACCUGUAAUUCUCUUAUUGAUGGCCUAAUUAAAUCUAGUAUUACAUUGGAGUAGUAUCUUGCUGUACCUUUUAGUUUCCUUGUUUUACUAGGAUGCCUUUUCUUUAUAUAUUGCCAUUUUAUAUGCACGUUUAACAAUUAUCUCCCAUAAGAACUUCAAGGAAACUCCAUCUUAAGGAUUUACUUUGGACAUCUUCACUCUCACUUCAUUGCUUGGGUCCUAUGCAAAAGUGCACAGCUUGGGGAAGCAAUGACAGUGUUUUUGGAGAUGGAAGUGGCUUCUGAUAUUGUCCUCUGUUAUAUGUACAAACUGUUAUUAGUGGACCA